AUGAGCGGCGGGGGAAACAACGUCGUGAGCAAAGUGUUCUACGCGACGUCGUAUCAUCCGAUUCAAUCCGGAAGUAUCGACGGAACCGACGUUGCGGCGCAUGAUAACGGCGUCCGUCGAGCUCUCCUCUGUUAUAACGCCGGUCUAUAUGAUCCUUCUGGCGAUUCGAAAGCAGUCGGAGAUCCUUACUGUACUCUCUUCGUCGGUCGUCUCUCUCAUCUCACUACGGAGGAUACUCUUCGAGAGGCGAUGAGUAAGUAUGGCAGGAUCAAGAGCUUGCGCUUGGUGAGGCACAUUGUGACAGGUGCUUCACGAGGGUAUGCGUUUGUGGAGUAUGAGACUGAAAAGGAGAUGCGUCGAGCUUAUGAGGAUGCUCAUCAUUCGUUUAUAGAAGAUAGAGAGAUUAUUGUUGAUUAUAAUAGGCAGCAGCUGAUGCCUGGAUGGAUACCAAGAAGAUUAGGAGGUGGACUUGGUGGUAAGAAAGAAUCAGGUCAGCUUCGUUUUGGAGGACGAGACAGACCAUUCCGUGCUCCCUUACGACCAAUCCCUCAUGAAGAUUUGAAAAAGCUUGGCAUUCAACUUCCGCCUGAAGGAAGAUAUAUGUCGCGUACUCAGAUUCCGUCACCUCCAAGGAGAAGAGGAAGUGUAUCGGAUAGAGAGGAAGGUUAUUAUCGAGAAAGGAGCUCUGUGGAAAGGGAAGAAGAGAUUAAAGAGCAAAGCAGCAGCCGUAGGAACUCACACAGAAAAAGCUCCUCCCAUAGAAGAAGACGCAGCAAAGACAGAGAGGAGAAAGAGUCUCGGUCUGAUAGAAAAGAGAGAUCACGAGGGAAGUCUGAUCGUUAUGGUGACGAUUAUAAGGAAGAAGAUUUUGGCAGUAGAAGAUCACAUGGCGCAGAAGAAGAACGACACUCUCACAAACGUCAUAAACAAUAUUGA
Molecule: messenger RNA, 936 nt
Organism: Microthlaspi erraticum
Lineage: Eukaryota; Viridiplantae; Streptophyta; Magnoliopsida; Brassicales; Brassicaceae
Source: the annotation of a GenBank genome assembly